Molecule: messenger RNA, 926 nt
Organism: Daldinia caldariorum
Lineage: Eukaryota; Fungi; Ascomycota; Sordariomycetes; Xylariales; Hypoxylaceae
Product: Arv1-like protein
Exons: 3
Coding region: 1-888 (295 amino acids)
Biological process (GO): sterol metabolic process; sphingolipid metabolic process; intracellular sterol transport
Cellular component (GO): cortical endoplasmic reticulum; Golgi apparatus
Source: RefSeq, a predicted model, not a curated record
AUGCCGAUCUGCAUCGAGUGCCGGCACCCGGUCAAGACGCUCUGGACGCAGUACUCGGGGGCGGGGGACCCGUCGAGCGGGCACAACAUCCGGCUGACGGUGUGCAAGAAGUGCGGGCGCUUCUGCGACAAGUACGUCGAGCACGACUUCGUGGUGCUCUUCAUCGACCUCGUCCUCAUCAAGCCCCAGGUCUACCGCCACCUGCUGCACAACACCCUGAUGCGCGAGCGCGACCAGUUCGACGUCAGGAUUCCCCCCCAACAGCCGUCUAUCGUACGCCUCGGAACUCUGCUGCUGCUCUUCGACGUCUAUCUCACCUGGGCCCGCAUCGAGAAGCAAGCCGCGCCUGGCCCGAAUUCUCCGGGGGGAAGUAAUCUCGGGACUCUAGCGCAGCAGCCCAUCGUAUUUCAGUACCUAUUCUUUUUAAUCCUAUGUACAUUCUCGACGCUCGCCUUCCACCUCAGCAUACGAUUCCUGACCUCGUCGCCCUUCUCCCCGCUCAACUUCCUGGGCCUGCUGCCGACGUACCCGCGGCCCAACUCGGUGUCCACGGCGCUCCUGGUCUCGUCUUCCACCAAGCUGUUCCCCAUCCUCAUGGUCAUCUGGGACUACGACGUGCCGGCGGCCGCGCGCAGCCUCGGCUGGGCCGUCGUGGCCAACAACGUCGAGGCCCUCGAGAUCCUGCUCGACUGCGGGUACGGCGUCGCCUUGGCCCUGGCCGCCGCGGGCGCCGUCGCGCGCUGGCUGGUGGGCAGGGCGGUUCUGUGGGUUGUCGGGCUCGAGGGCGUGGACUCGGCGGGCGACAACGGCGUCGCGGCCGAUGGGAGGGCGUUGUGGGCGUUGCUCGUGUAUGCGAGGGAGUGGGCGGGGAGGUUAGCUGUAGGAUAGGUAGUAAAGUAAAGUAAAGCAAUGCCUACAAAAUUACC